Molecule: messenger RNA, 3246 nt
Organism: Hydractinia symbiolongicarpus
Lineage: Eukaryota; Metazoa; Cnidaria; Hydrozoa; Anthoathecata; Hydractiniidae
Product: hypoxia-inducible factor prolyl hydroxylase-like
Exons: 8
Coding region: 455-2407 (650 amino acids)
Biological process (GO): cellular response to hypoxia; peptidyl-proline hydroxylation to 4-hydroxy-L-proline
Cellular component (GO): nucleus; cytoplasm
Molecular function (GO): L-ascorbic acid binding; ferrous iron binding; peptidyl-proline 4-dioxygenase activity
Source: RefSeq, a predicted model, not a curated record
AGUAUGCCAUUUUUAUUUUGGAGCUGGUGAGUUAGGUAUCUUUUAGUUUCUUAGACUUAAACAUUGCUUUAUUUUCUAUGUUUGAUUAUCACCUUACUGCUGUAUAUUUUAACAUGCACACUAUUUUCUAAUUAUAGUGGUAAAACAAUAUAAUAUCUAGGAAGCUGUAGUAACAAAGUCUAGCUGUAGUAACAAAGUCAAGCAUACAAUUUUGAUAUAAUCAAGGACUAAACAUGAGUAUCAAUGAAUAAAUUAAAAACUUUGCCAAAUCAAUGCAUUACAGAAGAACGAUGUUCAUUUUGCCAAGCUGACAAAAAUAUUCGUUUAAGUGGUAAAACAAUAUAGUAUCUAGGAAGCCGUAGUAACAAAGUCAAGCUGUAGUAACAAAGUCAAGCUGUAGUAACAAAGUCAAGCAUACAAUUUUGAUAUAACCAAGGACAAAACAUGAGUAUCAAUGAAUAAAUUAAAAACUUUGCCAAAUCAAUGCAUUACAGAAGAACGAUGUUCAUUUUGCCAAGCUGACAAAAAUAUUCGUUUAAGGUGUUCGCAAUGCAAAAAAACUUGGUAUUGCUCACCCCACCAUCAAAAGUUACAUUGGAAACACCAUAAGUCAAGCUGUCGAUCUUCUUCUGCAAUCGAUUUUAGCAUCACAAACAAUAGUAAUGUUAUUGAUGCUGAAACUUUCAACAGCAUGAAGUCAAUGCUUGUUGAUUCGUUACACAACGCAUCAACUAAAAAAAACUUAUCAGAUUAUGACCUUGCUAAGAGUCCCGAAGUAAGUAGUGAACUUACUGCUAGAGUGUCGCAAAGAGCAGAUUAUCUAGUUCACCACCUGACUAAAUUUGGUUAUUGUAUUAUUGAUGGUUUUUUGGGCGAAGCGAAAGCUCAAAAGGUGCACUGGUGUGUCACUCAGAUCCAACAGUCCGGUAUAAUGACAGGUGGUGAAUUAGUAAAAAAAAGCGAUAAAGAACAACUUAUUCGAGGUGACCAGAUAGCUUGGAUGACAGGUAAAGAAGAACAAUAUGAAUAUCUCCGAUUGUUUAUUUCAGCUACAGAUCAGUUGCUACGGCACAGCUGUCGAAAAAUUAAGGGUCAUGUAAUUAAAGGAAGAACGCCUGCAAUGGUGGCUUGUUACCCUGGUGAUGGUACUGGGUAUAAGUGUCAUGUCGACAACGCAACCAAGGAUGGGAGAUGUAUCACAUUAUUGUAUUACUUAAAUAAAGGUUGGGAUAGUAAGCAACAUGGUGGUGCAUUGCAACUACAUGCACUGCGAAACCCUACUCCUACAACAAUUGAACCUAUAUUUGACAGAAUGCUUGUUUUUUGGUCAGACAGAAGAUCACCCCAUCAAGUAUUACCUGCAUACAGACAAAGAUUCGCCAUCACGAUUUGGUAUUUUGACGAAGUUGAAAGAGGAAAAGUGAAAGAAGCUUACAUCGAGAAAAUGAAAAAUGGCUUCAGCUCAAGGCAACAUUUGCAACAUGAAGUGAAAGCUAAUCAAACACCAACCAUUCAAUCAUUGCAUCAAAUGUCUACCAAUCAGGCGACUUCAAGUCAAAUGUCUACCAAUCAGGGGACUUCAAGUCAAAUGUUCACCAAUCAUUGGACUUCGAGUCAAAUAACUAACAAUCAAGGGACUUCCAGUACAUUCUCUACCGAACAAGGGACUUCCAGUCGAAUAUCUGUGAAUCACAAUAAUUUAAGUCAAAUGUCUAUUAAUAACCAGAAUCUAAAUAGAAUGCCCACCAAUCACAAUACUUCCAAUAAAAUAUCUACCAAUCAGAAUACUCCAAAUCAAAUGCCUUCCAACUACGACACCUUGAAUCAAAUAUCUGACAAUACUCUUCAUCAAAUAUAUACUAUUCACAAUAACCUCCGUCAGCUGUCAACUGGUUUGGAUACACCUAAUGAAAAACCAGCCAAUCGCAACCCUCUAAAUGAAGCACCAGCCAAUCACAACCCUCUAAUUCAAGCACUUGAUUACAAUACUCUGAACCAAAUGUCUAGUAAUCAAAACCCUUAUAAUCAAGCACGUACUAAUUACUAUACCUUGAAUCAAGGAUCUACCAAUCACAACACGCUAAAUUCAGCACCUACCAAUUACAGUACUUUGAGUCACAUAUCUACCAAUCACAACUCGCUAAAUCCAGCACCAACCAAUUGCAGUACUUUGAGUCACAUAUCUACCAAUCAUAACACGCUAAAUCUAGCACCAACCAAUUACAGUACUUUGAGUCACAUAUCUACCAAUCACAACACGCUAAAUCCAGCACCAACCAAUUACAGUACUUUGAGUCACCUCAACCAAACAUCUGCCAGUUACAAUACUGUAAAUCAAAUUUCCACCAAUCGAAACAUUUUUAAUUACCAAGGUGCAGCGUAUACAUCGAACCACAAGAAAACGUAAAAUUCAAGCUAAGCAAAUUCUAGCGUUAAUUGUCGCUCAUAUUGAAGAACUCUCUCGUUUGAUUUUUGCUUUUUGUAAGAACAAGGUAUCUGUUUUGAAUUUCUAAGGCAGAAGCCUUUUUUUCUGCUUAACUUAACCCAUUAUUUAUUAAGUCACAAGUGGCUAAAAUUCUAGCAAGUGAUAAAAGCUGCGAAAUAUUUUUUUUGCAAUAUAUUAGUUUAAUGUAUACAUUUUAGUAAACAAAUUAAACGCUUCGGAAUUUUAAUCGGAGCUUACCGUAGAAAUUUUGGCGGAAAGAAAAUCUGGCAAACUUUGAAAAAUAUUUUAUGAAAAUCCUAUUUUCCUACGAAUCAAAAGUUGACUGUGAACAAAAAAUAAUCUUAGCGGUGAUUUAACUAGGCGGAAUCUAUAUUAUAAUACCCUUAUACGUCUGUCCGUCUGUCACGCAAAUUGGCACCGAAAGUAGCGAGACGCACGUUAUGUGGGUUAAAAAGAACAGGCUAACCCGUGGUUUUUCCACGGGCCACCGACUAGUUUUAUCAAAUCCUGCUAACUCUGUCCACCAAAAUUUCUUUCCUUAGGAUAACAUUUUUCUCUCUAUAAUUUAAAAAAUAAGAGGUCCAAUAAUUCAAAGAAAAAAUGAUUUUUUUUUAAUUUUAAAAUUAUAAUUUCACAGAGUGUAACAAAUAUAGCCAACCUAGUCCCAGGGCUCUUCUAUGACUUUCUAUUAGAAUAUUCUCCUAGAAAUGCUGUAGCGUAGAAAACCCCUGGGUAUAAAGUUGUAAUAUUGUGGUAUUAUUUAUUAAGAAUGAAUUUAUGUUGUCAAAACAUUCUCCAAA